Ctenopharyngodon idella (grass carp) is the source of this 1787-nucleotide messenger RNA. Its product is annotated as neurofilament heavy polypeptide-like. NCBI's taxonomy places the organism in Eukaryota, Metazoa, Chordata, Actinopteri, Cypriniformes, Xenocyprididae. The record is from RefSeq and is a predicted model, not a curated record. The coding region runs from base 24 to 1787 and encodes 587 amino acids. The transcript has 3 exons.
UCCCCAUCAAAUUCACCAUCAACAUGAGUGUGUCAUCCAUUCCCACCAUGUUUUCUGAGAGUCCAGAGCAGUCAUCAUCUUCUGAAUUCUCAGAUGAGCUCACCACGGCCCUUGCUGAGGGCCGCUGGUGGGCAAUAAUGGAAGUUUCAGAUCCCAUAUCUGAGGAGAAUGAGUAUGUGGACCUCAUCUCAGGCCAGUGGGGGGACACACUGGAGGCAGGAGAAACUUCAUGGCCCACAUCCCUGGCCUUCAGUGAUGCCUCUGAGAAGGCUCAGAGAACAUCCCAGCACUCUGACUUCGCAGAUGAAACACUGAAGACCUCAAAGCAGUGGAGGCAGAAGACAAUGCCCUUUUCUGCCAGGUCCAAACAGGGAGCACCUGUGUCCUCCAGUUCUGAGAAGGGGGACCUCACCUCACCCCCGGUCUUCAGUGGUGCAUCUGAGAAGGCCCUGAACUCAGGCUUCUCAGAUGCAGCACUAAAGACUACGAAGAAGCGAAAAAAGCAGAGACAGAAAAAGUCACAGGGAGCACCUGGUUCUGGGACAACUGAGGGCAGAAAGCUCACCUCAUUUCCGGUCUUCACUGAUGGAUCAGAGAAGGCUGAGUCACCACAGUGGAGGCAGAAGCCACAAAAAGCACCUGACGGGUCCACACAGGAAGCACACGUGCUUGUCAGGUCCCAACAGAACUCUGCUGGUUCAAAAAAAGUGGACCUCACCUCAUCCCUGGUCUUCAGUGAUGCAUCUGAGAAGCCUGAGAUCUUGGUCUUCUCAGUUGCAUCACUGAAGGAGAGAGACCAGAGGAGAAAGUGGAGGAAGAAAAAGCCACAGGUAGCACCCGUGCCUGUUGGAUCCCCACAGGAACCACAUGUGCCUGUCAGGUCCCAACAUAGAGGAAAACUCAAGAUUCCUGAUCAUCUGGUUAAGCAUCUGCAAAAGGCCUCUUCUGAACUGGGAGCACCUUUUCCUUCUAGGUCCCAACAGGGAGUGUCCCCGCAAGAAACACCCAAGUCUCUACAGAGAGCACCUGUGGCUGCCCCAAAUGGAGCACCCAUGAAUGACAAGAUCCCGAAGAGGCAAAAACUGAAAAUCCCUGAGCCGUUGAGACGGGAGCUGCUGCAGCAGAAGCCUCUAGCCUCUUCGCUUCAGGGAGUAUCUAUUCCAGCCAAGUUCAAACAGGACACAACUGUACCUGACAGGACUCCAGUGGAAGCGCUUGUACAUGCUGGGACCCAACAAGGAGCCAGUUCUCUGCAAGCAGCACCAGUGUCCGCGGAGUCUCCGAAGGGUGCAGCAGUGUCUGCGCCUUCCACCCAGGGAGCACCCAUGCCCUCCAGGAUCGCAAAAGUUGCGCCUAUGCAUUCUGGGACCCCACAGGGAGCACAUGUGCCUGCAGGUUCCCCACAACAGGAAGCAAACUUCAGGAUCCCUAUGCAGUGGAGGGAACAGUGGAGGCAGCAGAAUACCCCAAAGGGAGUGUCUGUACUUGCCAAGACCCCACACAGAACACUGACUUCUGACAAUGCAGGUGUGGACCAGUCACCUCCACAAAAACUAUAUGUGGAAAUUUACAACAAGGUGCAGCUGAAUCUUAAACUAAGGAGCCACAACCAUCAACUGCAUCAGAGAACCUGGUCCCAUCUGAACCGGAAAAGAGCAUUGGACAAUGCAGGUGUGGAUCAGUCUCCUCCACCAAAAAAGCCGUGUAUGGACCAACAGUUGGAACAAGAGCAGAUUGAAGAUUUAUGUCGCAUGUUCACUAAAUUUUGUGCGAUUUCACAUAUUUAA